GCGCCCCCUGGUUGUGCGGAAUGGUGAUGCUGAGAAGGAAGAUGGCGGCGGACUGGAGCUUGGGAAUCCGCUGCGGGCAUUGAGAGAGACCGGGAUAGAUGAAAAGGGAUCCAGGCACAGGCCAACCCCGAAGAAGUCGGGAGUGAAAAAAACAGGAAUAUAGCUGCUCACAGAGCUCGGAGCUCGGGCCGAGAUAACAAGACAAGAAACCCCCGCCCGCCGCUGAGUCAGAAUCGAGAAUAACAACGUUAGAAAACGGGAGUGAAUCGCUGCUGCAGCCCCGGGCCGGCUGAACAAGAGGCGGGGAAAGGAGUGGCUGUGACGUGGCAUGAUAUGGCCAGCUCGUCUGACAGCGAGGAUGACAGCUUCAUUGCCAUGGACACAGAGGAGUCUGUAGAAGGUUCAAUGGAUCAGGACGAGGAGCCACAGCAGCAGCAGCAACAGCAGCGUCCCCUUGAGGUUGAGCAGCGUCACCACCGCACCAUGGGCGAGCUACCCGAAGAGGUUCUCGAGUACAUCCUGUCCUUCCUGUCCCCCUACCAGGAGCACAAGACCGCAGCGCUCGUCUGCAAGCAGUGGUACCGGCUCAUCAAGGGCGUGGCCCACCAGUGUUAUCACGGGUUCAUCAAGGCGGUUCAGGAGGGCAAUAUCCAAUGGGAGAGCCGUACCUACCCCUACCCAGGGACCCCCAUCACCCAGCGCUUCUCUCACAGUGCUUGCUAUUACGAUUCCCAUCAGUCCAUGUAUGUGUUUGGGGGGUGCACGCAAAGCAGCUGCAAUGCAGCCUUCAAUGACCUCUGGAGACUAGACUUGAACAGCAAGGAGUGGAUCCGCCCUCUGGCAUCAGGCUCGUACCCAUCUCCAAAGGCUGGUGCCACGCUGGUUGUGUACCGGGACUUGCUGGUGCUGUUUGGCGGCUGGACUCGGCCCAGUCCCUACCCUCUCCACCAGCCCGAACGCUUCUUUGAUGAAAUCCACACGUACUCCCCGUCUAAGAACUGGUGGAACUGCAUUGUCACCACACAAGGACCCCCUCCAAUGGCUGGCCACUCCUCUUCCGUCAUCGGGGACAGAAUGAUCGUUUUCGGGGGGUCAUUGGGCUCACGGCAGAUGAGCAAUGAGGUUUGGGUUCUAGAUCUGGAGCAGUGGUCCUGGUCCAAACCCAACAUCGCUGGCCCAACACCGCACCCACGGGGCGGACAGUCCCAGAUUGUUAUUGACGAGGAGACCCUGCUGAUCCUGGGGGGCUGCGGAGGUCCAAAUGCACUCCUGAAGGAUGCCUGGCUGCUCCGCAUGCACGCAAACCCGUGGGCCUGGCAGCAGCUAAAGGUGGAGAACGAGGAGCAUGGCGCCCCUGAGCUGUGGUGCCACCCAGCCUGCAGGGUGGGUCAGUGUGUGGUGGUAUUCAGUCAGGCUCCCAGCGGCCGAGCUCCCCUCAGCCCCAGCAUGAACUCUCGUCCGUCCCCGAUCAGUGCCACGCCUCCUUCUCUGUUGCCCGAGCAGCGGGAGUACCGCUCGCACUCACCAGUGAAGGGCAGCGAUGAGGCGCCCUGUGUGAACGGGCGCUGGGGCACACUGCGGUCCCGGGCUCAGAGACACGGUGGGGCCAGGGAGGGCAGCCUGUCCCCAUCCCGGGGUGGUGCAGCAGGAGGCUCGGACAGCCCUCCAGUCCUGAACGGGGGCUUAUCGGCAGGCGAGAGUCCGGGACAGGCAGGCUCGCCGGGCACACCCUCCGGAGCAGAGGGCUACGACUUCCGGACCAGACCUACUCCUGAAACCCGAGACCUGAGGCCAGCCGACUACAGCUGGGACCCCAAAGCGGGCAACCCAGACUCCCCUGAGGCCAAAACCACCACAUCCUCGGGACGGGACCCUACCCCAGAGCAGAUCAACGGCACCCACACGCCUCCGAGUCUGGCCACAACACCCCCGGGGGCUGUAUCGCCUGGAGCUCUGAGGCGAGGGUUAGAGGCUGUCAAAGCGCUUUCCUCUCAGGCUCCUCCUCCUCCCGCCGUUCCCCCUGCGGCUUCAGCCUCCAGCUCCCCCUCUGCUUCUGCUGCCGCCCCCAGCCCCGCACAGGCUGACGGACAUUCCAUCCCGCCAAUUGCCCGCAGGCUGGGUCACCACCCGCCCCAGUCACUCAACGUGGGCAAGCCGCUCUACCAGAGCAUGAACUGCAAGCCCAUGCAGAUGUACGUGCUGGAUGUGUCAAGGGUGAAGGAAAGGGGCCAGGUCAGCUGGAAAGUGUUUGGGGGGGGCUCUGUAGUGGGACCCCCAGAGACCAGCCUGCACACCGUCGUGCAGGGCAGAGGCGAGCUCAUCAUCUUCGGAGGGCUUAUGGACAAGAAGCAGAACGUCAAGUACUACCCCAAAACCAACGCCUUGUAUUUCGUCCGCGCCAAGAGAUAAUGCCAGAGUGGGGAAAACAACAGAAACAACAAACUUCUCUGCAGAGGAUUCUCUGGUUAAACCCUGCCCUCCCCCUUUUGACUGAUUCCUCCCUUUCUUUUCAGAGGGAGGGGCAGACUGUAGGACCCCAGGGGGGGCAUAGCUUGGAAGCAGGGGAGUGAGCAGGAAGAGGGGGCAAACUUUUUUGUUUUUUUAAUGAACGCUUUCACAGUUGAUUGUUUACAAAUAGGGUCUGUUUCAUCUGAGUUGGCCGAGGGUGGAAAGGGCAGUGUGCUUGGAAAAUAAAAGGUAAAACGAGGGGGGGGGGGGCCUUGCAAUGUAACUGGCAUUCUGCUCUGUAUAGUUUCCACUUUCCUGGCAUAGCUGCCUUGUAUCUCAGCUGCUAAUAUGACCAAUAAUGAAAAGCAACCCCUCCCUGACACCCACCCCACCCACUCCUCCGCUCAAGCUGCACUUAAAGCUGUUUAUUAUAAGUUAGGGUGGUGUGCUGGCUCUGAAUUGAAUGAUGCAGGCUCGAGGUUCAAGAGGGUACAAGGAACCGUGUGUUUGAGUACAAACAACAGCACAGACAGGCAUGGGUUCCAAUAGCUGAGUGUUUAGAGCGCUGGGCUGCAGUGUGGAUAUGGGUUCCAGUUGUUCGGUGUUUAACAUAGUGUAUUUGAGGAGUAGAGUCCUAGGGGUGCAGUGUGGAAGGAGUGAGACUGGAGUAGCGUGGCGAUUUAAGGUGUUGCUGUACUUCACAGACGUGCCUGGGAGAUGAGUGUCGAGGCACUUCAAAAUUACCCACAGUCCUUUUUAAAGGUUUGAUUUUUACAAUUUUAAACAAAGUUAUUUUGCCAUUGAGGGUCUUGCCCAAAACAGUAAGCAGCAGCAGCAAUGUUGUGUUUGUGAUCCUGUUGAAUACCUAGGCAGUGGGUAUGUACGUCCCAACUAUGUGAUCUUAUCAGAAUAAUACAAUAAAAGAAACAACCUUGCCCUUUUCAAUUUCAUUGAUUGCUUGUUAACCUUUUACCGUCUGAGCCAAGAUAGAAGGAACACAUCCUGUCCAUUUCGAGAUAUUUUUUUUUAUUUUAAUUUGAACAACCAUUAUGUUUGUAGACACAAUUUUGAAAAACACUUAUGUCCCCAUAAGGGAAAUUAUAUAUAUAUAUUUUUUCUGCUUUUACAACAGGAUGUGUAUACAAAAUAAAUGCUGUUUGAAAAUUAUUUUUGUGAAAGUCUCCUUAAUGAAAAUUAUCUGAGUUAUUAUUCAUGGGUAUUCAUGUGCCUGUAUAUUAAAAACUCACUGUUCAUCACUUUUUAUUCUGUAUUUUGCAAUUGAAAAAAAAUUGGUAGAAAAUGUAUCAAAACAAAUUAAAUUACACUGUAGUACAAAAAGACAAUUUGAACAGAAUGUCCCCUUCAUUCUUUGAUAUAUCAGUUCUGGCUAGGCGCUAAAAGGUUAAUUUAAAAAGACAGUUCUACUGAGCGAAGUGAAGAUUAAGUGCUUUGCAGUAGGUCGAUCAGAUAUGUAGAGCUGCAGUUUGUGUUAAUAACAAGCUGCAUGGAUCGGUCAGGAUUUCCAGUCCUUUUUGGUUGUUCUUUCCCAUGAGGGUCUGUGUCUUUAUGUGAUCUGGGAUCAAUCUUUUUUUUUUUUUUUUCUUCAGUAUUUGCAGCAGUCUUUAUUUAAUUUAUAAUAUGUGCCAAACAGUGUAUGACCAAGAACUCCAGAGUGUCCAGGUUUGACCUUCUUAUUGGGCACCUUGGUACAGCAGGGCUGGACUAGGGGGAACGAGGAGAGGAAAGUGAGAGGAUGAUCUUUGCUCCAUCCCAGUCCUCAGUCCUGUCUACAAUUACACAUUGACUCCGCUAGCAGCACCAAGCUCGACCACAUGCAAGCCUACAACAGCACAACAAACGCAGCCUGCCCUGCCCCUUCGGACUUCACUUUACACCACAGUCCUUGGCUCUGCUAGACCUCACUGUGCCUCAGUUAUCACUGCUAUUCUACACUGGUUUCAUGUCCCACCUUGUUCUGCUUGUUAAUGAACCCUUAGUGGCUGUUUGGUUUUUUUUGGGGGGGGGACGGACGGACGUGGUUUAUCCCACUUUAUGCACAGAUUGCUUUGCAAAGCUCCCUAUGAUGGCACAUUCUGACGGUUCGCCCAGCCUGCUGUAACAGGAGUGGGGCUGAGAGGGGCGGCUCUUGUAUUAUAGCAGUUACACAUGUGGGUGUUCAGGUUAAAAAGAGGAAACAUGCUGCUGUAUUUUGUCUCUAGUAAAUCUUGACCUCAAGAGUCUUUAUUUCUAUAUAUUGCCUCUAUGACUUUAAAAAAAAAAAAAAAAAAAAAAAAUUGGGUGCCUUCUGUGUGUUCGGGCAAAAUAAAAUAUGGCUAAAACCUGUUCCUCUUAAUUCUUUUAGGAUUUCUACAUAGUGUAUAGCACCACCUGGUGAUCAACUAUUGUAUUGUUAAACAAUUCCCAUGUUUCCAUUAAAGAGGAUAAAUCUGACCA
Polyodon spathula (Mississippi paddlefish) is the source of this 4902-nucleotide messenger RNA. RefSeq names its product F-box only protein 42-like. The record is from RefSeq and is a predicted model, not a curated record. The transcript is spliced from 10 exons. Lineage: Eukaryota; Metazoa; Chordata; Actinopteri; Acipenseriformes; Polyodontidae. Bases 334 to 2409 code for a protein of 691 amino acids. Gene Ontology annotation, molecular function: protein binding.